Messenger RNA from Oenanthe melanoleuca, 9693 nucleotides. RefSeq names its product phosphate cytidylyltransferase 1B, choline (gene PCYT1B). Bases 90 to 1178 code for a protein of 362 amino acids. The record is from RefSeq and is a predicted model, not a curated record. Lineage: Eukaryota; Metazoa; Chordata; Aves; Passeriformes; Muscicapidae. Gene Ontology annotation, biological process: CDP-choline pathway. The transcript is spliced from 8 exons. Gene Ontology annotation, molecular function: choline-phosphate cytidylyltransferase activity; phosphatidylcholine binding.
CCCGCCGGUUGCCGUGGCGACGCGAGCGGCCGAGCCCCCGGGCGGCUCCCGGGGAGACCCCCCGCGCCGGGCGGGCCCGGGCGGCGGCCAUGCCAGUGCGUGCGGCCGGUGCUGAGUCAGGAACGGGCAUCCCCAAAUCCCCCUCCGAUACCAUGGAGGAGCUGGAACACACCUGUCCACAGCCGCGCCUGACUCUGACGGCACCUGCUCCAUUUGCAGAUGAAACAAGCUGUCAGUGCCAAGCACCCCAUGAGAAGUUAACCAUUGCACAAGCCCGCCUGGGAACACCAGUUGACAGACCUGUCAGAGUGUAUGCAGAUGGAAUAUUUGACCUCUUCCACGCCGGCCAUGCUAGAGCUCUUAUGCAAGCCAAAACUCUAUUCCCAAAUAGCUACUUAUUAGUAGGAGUUUGCAGUGAUGAUUUAACUCAUAAAUUCAAAGGCUUCACUGUGAUGAAUGAAACUGAGCGAUAUGAAGCCCUCAGACACUGUCGUUAUGUGGAUGAGGUCAUCAGAGAUGCACCCUGGACACUGACACCUGAGUUCCUUGAAAAACAUAAGAUUGACUUUGUAGCCCACGAUGACAUCCCAUACUCUUCCGCUGGAUCGGAUGACGUAUACAAACACAUAAAGGAGGCAGGAAUGUUUGUACCUACGCAGAGAACCGAAGGUAUCUCCACAUCGGAUAUCAUCACGCGGAUCGUCCGGGACUACGACGUGUACGCCCGGCGCAACCUGCAGCGGGGAUACACCGCCAAAGAGCUGAAUGUCAGUUUUAUCAAUGAGAAGAAAUAUCGCUUUCAAAACCAAGUGGACAAAAUGAAAGAAAAGGUCAAGAAUGUGGAGGAAAAGUCAAAAGAAUUUGUUUACAAGGUGGAAGAGAAGAGCCAUGACCUCAUUCAGAAAUGGGAAGAAAAGUCCAGGGAAUUUAUUGGCAACUUUUUAGAGCUGUUUGGACCUGAUGGAGCUUGGAAGCAGAUGUUCCAGGAACGAAGCGGCCGAAUGCUCCAGGCUUUUUCUCCCCGGCAGAGCCCAAACAGCAGUCCUACACGAGGCCGCUCUCCGUCCCGUUCUCCAUCUCCACCCUGGGUCAUCAAUAAGACCUCCCCUCCCUCUUCUCCAAAAGCUGCCUCUGCCUCCCUCAGCAGCAUGAGCGAGGGAGACGAGGAUGAAAAAUAAAAUAUAUAUUUUUUUAACCAUGAGACAGAAGAACAAGAUAUAAACUCAACCACUGGAUGGGGAGAAGCAUGAGGAACACCAGGGGUUUCUCUGACAGCAGGGAUCGUGCUCUGGGAGAUGUCAAAAAUGAACUGGAGCACAGCAGGGGAGAUCUCAGGAAGAGCUUAUCCCAUCCCCACUCUCUCAAGGUGCUGGAGUCCCAGCCAGCAGCACUUGCCAGGCACAGCCCCAGGGACUGACAGAAAAACACACCCAUGUGCAAGUUCCUGCUCCUGCCUUGCUGCUUUCCAGCUGCUGCUCCAGGCCAGGCUUGUGGGAGCUCUGCACCGAGGGAGGCUGGAAGGAGGAGCCCAGCUGGCUCCUGAUCCGGACCCAGCACACAGGAAAGUGCUGGCUGCAGCCUGCUGAGAGAGAAGAUGCAGUGUACCCUGCUGACCUUGAGCUCUUCUGGCACGUGAAGGAAUGGCAUUGCUGCAGCAAAUACGUUGAGAAAUAGGGAACAAAAUUGGGGUUUUUUUCCUUUUGAAUAACAUCUGCCCCAGAGCCCAAAUCAUGCACUGAAAUGAAGAGCUCUCCAGGCAAGUUGGUGGAAAUCUAUUUAACAUAUUCAGUGCUGCUUGUUGACCAAGCCUCUCUGUGGGGUGUGUCUAAAGAGUCGGGCUUUUUGCUUUAUCAAAUCACUGUCCAUGUUCCUAGUGCCUGAACAGCUGCGUAAUCACUUCUGGUUUGCUCCCUGGCUUUGCACUUUGAAGGCAAGAAAGUAAAUGAAAAGACAGCCCUAGCUGGAAUGUGGUGGUGUAGGAAAUAAGCGAAUUUGAAGAUGCUAAUGGCUUUUACUGGUGAAAUAUAAAAAUAUCCCAAGACCUUGGGACAUGGCCUCCUAGGAAAACCUGCUGCUCCCAACUAUGUAUCAGAAAAUGACAAACAAAUAGUGCUGUUGUCACAUGAUAUUCAGCCAGUUAAACAAACUUCUCAUCAAACUCUAAACAAGGUGUGUUCACAGACACACUGCCCCUGCAGAGGAUCCCAAGGCUAUUCCUCUACACUAAUAUGGAGGAAAAAAAUGGAAAAAAAACAAAGGAAACUUUUUGAACAGGAUUAGGUACAACUAUUUUUUUUUUCCUCCAUCAAUGACACCUUUACAGCCCCAAGCAGAAACACAGAGGGUAGCACAGCUCUCCCCUCAAUGCUGAUCUUCCUAGUUGGCAGAGCUAGUCCUACCUGACAUCAGGUCCCAUGUUCAGUCCCUCAGUUGGCACCUCAGUCCCUCAGUAGCUGCAGGAGCUGGCAGGAUUCCUGAGCCCUGGGGCUGCUCUGCCCCACAGCUGCAGGAACCCCCAGUGCUCUGGUGGGGCUGUGCCACUGAUGCCAUUUGGCUCCCAGGCUUGCCUUGGCACAGCUGCCUCAGCACCCAGGCACGUCUGAGGCUCUCCAGCUCAGCAGCAGCUUUGGUGCCAGGCCAGCAGGUAAAGGCUGCCACUGCCCCUGUCCCACAGGAACGGGGCUGCAGCCAUAGAAUCACUCCUGUGCCACUGCUGCCUGGAACUGCAAACCCACCAGGACACACCAGCUGCUGCGGGCAGCACCGGUCAGCACUUGCUGGUUCCCUGCACAGACAACACAGGAAAUGCUGGGGGAGGGAGGGCUCCACGUCACUCUUGGGAAAAAACCGAGGCACCAAGAUGCCCAAGCAUGUGGGGUGGUUGUGCUUGCUGGCAGCAGCACCGCCCCAGCUGCUGUCCUUACCUCACUGGGUGACCUGGUUGGUAGGUAGACGCCUUUCCAGAUACUCUCAUGGGCAAGUAAAUUACAGACCUUGGUAGCAGCCACCAAAUUAGCUCCACACUAUGCUCACUCCCUACAGCUUUCAUCCCUCCUCCACUAUGAGGCAACCAAUUUUACUUUGGGAACAUUUUGCCAGACAUUUCUCAAACUACCACAAGACCAAGUAUGCAGCAUCUCGUGCACUUUGUCUUCUGGAGUCGAGCUAGUUCCUUCACAGAGCUGCAAAAACAGGUGAGCAGGAAAUAGGGUGGAAUGUGCAAAGGGACAGGCACAGCUACUUCAGCUGCUGCCAGCUGUGCGCCCAAUGGAACGAUGCAAUUAAGACCUUUCUCAGCCUUAGGCAAUGUGUUACUGUAAUUUCAUACCUGGGAUGCACUUGCUAGUUUUUCUGAUCCUUUGCAAGUCUUAAGUCUUCCCAUCACAAACCACUUCUCCACCACAGGAACUGCCUGCUUCUACUGGUGCUGUUGACAGACGAGCCAUGUCCAAAUGCAUUGGAGGUGGGCAAGGAUUUGUUGUUCUUGGCUUUUACUUGUUUUUUGUUCAUCUUACUUCCCUAGCAGUUACUGUUCAGCAGCCCUUGCUCAGUGGUUUGAGUGAGACAGCACCACGACUUGUAAAUGGGAACUAGAGAAAAACUCACCAGUGACCUGUUCUUAACAGAAGCUGUUUCUCAGGGUCACAGGUGACUACCCAGCAACAAAGCCAUAUUCUGUACCAGGUGUCUUGUUUGCAUGUAGGAUAUCACUAAGCUGAAGCCUUUGCCUUGCUGGUACAUUCAUGUGCUGUCUCCAGCAAACCAGAACCUCAUAGUGUCUGGACACGUGGAAGGCGAUUUUGCACUUCUGAGUCAUGGUUGGGUUUUCCUUUUCACAAGUGUUGCUUUAAUUUAGUCCUAUUUAUCAGCCAAGCUCCACAUGAACAAUAAAGUGUAUGACAGACACAGCUGCCUUUCCCUUUCAUUUUACAGCUUCUUUGGACACAUGAACACAAGCUGCAGAGGAAACCCCACUAAUGGUACAGUGCCUGUCAUCCCCAUCCUUGGUAGCCCAGGGCUUUACACCCCCACAAAGCCAUGAAAGCAGAUCUGCCAAUAUGCCCAAAAUGCUGCUGCUUGAGUUCUGCUGCUCUCUGCACAAACAGGAUCACCUGUCCUUGCUUUUACCUUGCAGCCAGAAAAAUGUGGGUGAAGGUGGGGAAGUGCUGGUCCAGCUGGAAAGGUGCAGCAUUAGACAUUAGCAAGUCUGAUAACUUCUUUUCCCUGUCCUGGCACAAUGGAAUCAGGAGCCACUAUUUUAAUUCCUACUUCAAAGUGGAAGAAAGAAACAGUGCUUUUGCAGCCAUUCUGGUUCCUCUGCUGAAAACCAUCCCCAGCAUCAACUGAGUUGCCCUUGUGGGUGCCAAGAUGCUGGCUGUGUCAGAUGGAAAACAUGAGCCACAAGACAAACAUGAGCCACAGGGACAAAUCCUGACACUGGCUUUUGGACUUGACUCUUCCUUGAACCAAGUCAGUCUGGUGUAUGAAAUUUCUGCUUUGCUCUUUCCCAUCUGUCCUUUCUGUAAGAAGUCAGUACCCGCAGCAGCUCUAAAGAUUAUUUAUUCAAAAGACCUGCCUCAGGCACGGAGAAGUUAAAACAGCAAUUGGAGGCUCAGGACUUCCUAGCCAAGAUAUUUUUAAUUACAGAAUAAGCAAAUUUCAAAGUCAUUGAGCAUAGGAGAGAAACCAUUUAAUAGCAGAGUCCACACCAAAAUGCUCACAGAUAACACAAGGUUACCUGUACACAAUGUGUGUCCUGCAAGCACACGCACACAGGUAUUUUCUGCCCUUUUCUUUCCAAAGGGAAGGCCCUUUCCUGGUAUAAGGAAGGGCAGCAUUAACAUUUCUAAUCCAAAUGGCAAUCAAAGCCAUGGCCUCAUGGCUCAGCCUAAGGGAAGAGGUGGCAGAUAUAGACUGAAAUAAAAAUAACUGAAAGCCUUUGGACAUGCACUUCCACAGCGCUAACUGGGGAAUGUGGGACUAAGACUCCAGCAAAACCUGAGGUGCUUCCUGGGACAAGUGCAUUUGCCAGAUCUCCCUGCAGAAUGCAGAAGGCUCCCAUGUCACAACCAGUUCCUCAAAUAUGAGACCUGAACUCCCUUGCUCCAGCAGUUAUUCAUGACCAGUUCAAACAGUUCUUUCACACCUGGUAUCUCCAUCCCCUUUUAGAUACUCUCUCCAACAGCAUCAAUCCCUGCUUCAACAAGGAAUGGAGAACUGCAAGUUCUGAGCCAGGUGAGGCAGUUCUGCCUUUCACAGAAAUACAAUUUAUUUUUUAAAUGUUUAACAGGAUUAAUCAAGACAAAAAUGUUCCAUUAUCUCAAAGCAAUUACUCCUGUGCCUAAGCACGUGACAGCAGGAACACUCAAAGGGAAGAUCCUCCCUGGUGGCACCAACCAGGCUGAAUGUGCACAUCAAGUCUCACAUAUAUUUAAAAUUCUAGAAACAACUUUGAUAGAAUAAAUUAUGUCCUCUCCAGCACAUUUUGUGGUACGUUUUUUUUACUGUAUUCCUGUGACCCUCUAAUAAUAUUUACCUAUAAACACUGGUUUUCCAUAAAAUAAAGUGACCGUGAACUGCAAAGGCAUCAUCUGCUCAGUAAGAGCAGAUUACAAAAACCUGCUCUUUGCAAGUCACCAGCUCUGAUUACCAACAGGGGGUGUUAUUUUAAUGUUCUACACACCAUACUGGGCUCCAGCUUUUUAAUUUCAAAACUAACAUAUUAACCAGUAGGGAUCCAGUUACUUUGCUACUUGGCCAUACUUAAGAUAGUUUAUAUCAUCAGUUUGAAAGUUAAUGAGCUUCAUUUUUACCAGUGUCCUGAUCUUGCACUUCUGUGGUAUUUCAUUAAAAGCCAAAUGCCAAAACAAAAUGGGAAAUUAUCCCUCAAGGGAAAUUUUUAUUUAUUCCACUCAUCCCCCCUUGGUUAUCUAAAAGGCCUCUCACAAAUGAGUGCAUUUAUUCCAGAAAAGAACCAACCUAACAUUUUAAAUAUUCAUAUUGUUCACAUGCAAACAAAACUGCAUAAUGCCAUAUCCUGUGUAAGAACUAUCAAAAUGCCCCCCAAAUAGCUGGUUCCAAAUUAAAUAUAAUUCAAACAGCAUCACAAAUCUUGGGUGGCUUGUUUUAUUUUCCUUUUUCCUCCUCAAAAGAACCUUUUCUUCAAAUGACCCCACAACACAAACCUGUAUCACUGCCACCAAGAGAAUAUGAAGCUCACAGUCUAUCUUUUAAAGAAACUGGAGAAAAUACAAUGCUAUGAGGUCAAGUACCUCUAUUCUGACAGCUUUAAACUUGCACCUUGCAAAGUCAAAUCAAUUUGUCAUUAAAAAUGUAGAGCUAAGCCACACAGGAGCUAAUUAAAACCCAGCCAUUAUGCAAUGAGUGGUGGUGGUAUGACGCCAUCAGCAGAAUUGACUCCAGCCAUUCUGACCUGAAUCAAGCUGCACACAGAGAAAACUACCCAAGUUCUCUCUUGCAUGUUUUACCCAACUGUUUACCAAGAACCCAAAAGUUGAGAGUCAUUACGUAUUGGACAUAGACAAUACAGAACAGCAAGACAAAAAGUAUUUCAAAAGACCAGAACAAAGCAUAACUCCAGUCUCUUCACCAUCACAAAUGGCCAUUUGUGAAGUAGUUUGUAACUGAAGCCUUGUCCAUUGUAACGUGCAGGACCCAGCAGUUUUACACAGGUAGUUUUCAAGUGCUGCAUCACACUGACCAGAAGAGACUGAAAACCAAGAAGGAAGAAUUGUUUCCCUGGGGGGAGACUUAGUGCAACAAGAGACAGAAACUACCACACAGCCGUGACUCACACCUGGCACACACACAGAGCCAGGUUCCUUUACCUCAGUGCAAACAUGACCACACCUCAAGUGUUGGAUCUCCACCAUCCCAAGGACCCCAUAUCGAGCAUUCCAUGUCUACAAAGAGAUUCAUUAACCAAAGGGUGAAGAGCCAACUGGAUCAGCCAAGGAAGGUGCUCAGGGACAGCCACGCACACCCACAAGCCUGAGACUGCCAGGACACCUCUCAUGGCACAACAUGCAAUAUCAGCUUCCACAACCACAAGCACAUUGAUGAAACUCCUCUGAAACCUUCCAAAUACUGAAAGUCAUGUGACCUUGAAAACAGGCAGAACUGAAGAUUUAUUCUGCAAAUGAUCUUUUAAAUCUUGUAUUGCAGGUACCUGCACACUUAUUAAUUUCAGGAAAAGAAUCCACAGUGGCAGAUCAAACCAGAAAAUUGUUUUACAAUGUUCAAAUGCUGGCUCCAGCUGCACACUGGUAGAAGCACAGUGAUGUGCCUGCUGCCUUUGGACUAGAAGACACAUGGAGGGAGUAGCUUGGGCCAAAGAAAUGUAAAAAUUAAGCAAGUCACUAUUAUGGAAAAGGACUUUGGGAUUGCUAUGACACAAUUUUGAAAUGGCUGCUGCUCUUAGACAACACACAGCAGGCAUUAUUUACUACACUCCAUGUAGCUCCCAGAGAAGAUGGUACAAAAGCUUAAAGUAAAAACAGCCUCUGAGUUAGAUCAUGAAUAUAAACUGAUCUGACAUUAAAGAAAACUUAUUUUUUCCUAUCAAGUAUGGCUGACAUGCUUUAUAUGUCUCACUUCAUUUACAAACUGCCUACUGCAAGACUUCUUUCCACUGAAAGCAACAAACUGAAGUAUUAAGUCUACAGCCAUCUACAAAAGGCAUGAAUUGUAUAACAAGAAGCUGAUCCCUUAUUACAAAUUGUUCUCCCACAUAUGCCUGUGUCCUAAAGCCAUAAAUCUUCAUUAUACUGCUGCUGCAACUGUUUGCUUUAUCUCCUACAGGCAACAACUGUCAAAUAUGCAGUACAUGCUGACAAAUUUUGCAAUUUUGAGCCACUUAAUUAACUACUCAGCUCCUGUGAAUACCCCGUCAUAGCAAAUGGUAAGCAGUGAGAAAGUACAACACAGAUUUCUUCUCAGCUGAAGUUUUAAAAUAAAUUUUUCAUCUGAAAGAAAAUUAUCUCAGUUCUAGCAACAUUCUGGCCAUCUGGAGCCUCAUUUAUUACUUAAUAAGAAAGCUAACGAGCCAAGUAAGAUGGGUCCCCAAGCAUUUUCCUGCUCUGGAAUUGCUUGGUAAAAAACUUUGGGUUUUUUCAUUUUCUUGAAUAACUUACAAAUGUACAUAAAACUUUGUGGAAUGCUGAAGAAGUUUCAAGGUAGAAGUCUCGGGUGUUACGUAUCUAACAGCUAUUUUGGCUUUCAGGAAUAAUCUGAGAAUUAGCUUUUGGGAGGUUUAUAGACCAGAAAAAAAACCCAAACCUAAAAGCUGCUCAUAGACUAAAAUUCCUCUUGAGCUCCCAAAUGCACCUCUUUGAGGGUGCCUCUCUGUAGGCACGAGAGAAAUUGACCUUGGACUACCAAAUCACAAACUGAGCUCCAUAUUGUGUGAAACCAACUAGUUCCUUAAAACUGUCAAUGUGUAUUUUUUUAAGUAAUUUUAUUUGUCAACCACUGAAAAAGAGUAUACACAAGUCAAAUACACAGGCAAUGUACUAGAAACAAAACAAGUUACAGAAGAUUCAAAAAUAAAUUUAAAAUAUCACCAAGUAAUCUCAUGAAAAAUUACCUUCUCACUCCUCCAUUACAGUUUAGGAGAUUCAAAUGAUGCCAGCUCAGAGAAAAGGCACCAUGAGACCACUUUCCCUCGUGGAUGCCAAGUGCAACACAAAGCAGCUCACCAGGAAGAGCUGUCCCAUACCUGACCUUGGAACAAAGGGACUUCACUUCCACCCACAUGACAAACUCAUGACACCCCAGUGCAGGGUCAGCACAUCCCUGUGAGAUGAGCCAGCCUGCAGGUCCCUGAGGACAAUCCCUGCUGCAGUGCCCAGAGCAUCGAGGGCAUCGCCUGGAAACUGCCUCUGCCUGAUGGCAUCUACAGAGGGCAUGGAUUUCAAAGGACUGUGUCCAACACCUCUUGGCAGUAUUCAAUUUGAAGGAAAAAUUCAAUAAAGCAAUUAACACCAGAAAUACAACAUCAGAAUUAUCAUACACUCAUCAAUCCUUCUAGUACUAAAUGAAAACCCCUCCAGAUUUAAGAAGCAAACAAGUUCUCUGUGCUGAUUCUGAGAACUUUUAAGGCAACAUAAUACUGCAAUUAAAGCACAUGAACUUUAAUUUUUCUUAUUUAUUUUUAAUUAGAAAGCCACUUCAAUUACACAAAUCUUCAUUGUUUCAAAUUAAUAUCAACAACCUGAGUUCUGAUCCUGAGAACAGAUUCAUUUAAGUGGCAUUCCUCUCAUACACUGUUGACUUGUGCAAGUAUUUGCAAGACCCAGCCCUGAACUCACUACACAGUUUACAGCUACAUUUCCCAUUUGUGAACAAACUUAACCUCUGAAGUCAGUAACACAUUGCUCUGUCAUGUGCCAUCAUAUUCUCUUAACUAAAUGUGUAGCAAAACCACAUUUACAUAUGUUAAUCCAUAGACAGGGGUGUAUGCCAGGAAGAAGUAAGAAAGAGCUACCAGAAACCAUGGCAACCUAGAAACAAACAAGGAAAGGGAACACUACAAUGGGCAUGGUUAUCCUCAAGAUAAAUACUAACACUAAACAUUUAGGCUGUUUUCUACACAAUAAUUUUCAUGAAUCUUGACCACUUUUGCAGCACCUCACACAUAAGGAUCUAGAGGUACCUAUUAAUAAGGUGAGGAGG